UGGGGUUAUAUCAUAAUCGCAGAGCCAUUUUAGCUAUUCGGUCGACAUAUUGAGAGUUAAAACUACAAUAAAUUCCAAUAUUUUGUAAAUUUAUUUUUUUUUCUCUUAAACAAUUUGAAAAUUUCACGUGCUCGUUUUGAAACCAUACAAACAAAAAUUUUAAGUUCCAUUUGCAAUAAUAAAAGAUAGUCUGAAGAGAAGCGCAAUUAUGUCGGACAAUUCGGCGGUCUCGGGAGUUUUGAAUGCCUUGCUAUGCGGCGUUACGGGAUAUGGAUUCUAUGCAAUGGGUCCCAUGGAUCAUCCAUAUGCGUUCUCGGCCUGUGUGAUUGGAUUCUGUCACGGUCUUUUGGGACUCGUCGAUUGUCUCACUGGUGAUUCGAAUGUGAAGAGCGCCAAGGAAACAACAAAUGCAAUUAUGGAAAUCGUGCCAUUGCCCUUGGUCAAUAUCGAGCUAUUCUUUGGCGGUGAAAGCAGUAAUAUUGCUUUAGGCCAUGGCCUAUUCAUAGUGCCAAUGGCGAUUUCCGUGCUGGUCGCCUUAAUCAAGGGAGGCGAAGAGGCCGACGAGGCAACCGAAACUUUGAAGCUACUCACCAUCUUGGGCAACAUCACAUCUCUGUGCUACUUGGCCGUUAACGAGGGCAGCUGGGUUAUGGGCGGAAUGGCCUUUUUAGCCUUUAUGGCCAAAUAUGGCGCUGAAUUCAGUGAGACACAACUCGAGGGCUCUGGCGAUCCAAUUAAAUACAUCAGCUGGUCUGGAUUCUAUUUCCUAACCACCUUGGCCGUUGGCGGUGAAAAGUAAUCAAUCAGUCGAAAAGAAAUGCAAAACAUGCAAGGACAUUCAACCGGAAUAUUAGACUUAUUAUCUAGAAUUACUAUGCGAAUAAAUAAUUCCCUUUGGUGAUUAAAGCACUGAUAA
Messenger RNA from Drosophila innubila, 916 nucleotides. RefSeq lists its product as uncharacterized. NCBI's taxonomy places the organism in Eukaryota, Metazoa, Arthropoda, Insecta, Diptera, Drosophilidae. The transcript has a single exon. The coding region runs from base 209 to 799 and encodes 196 amino acids. The record is from RefSeq and is a predicted model, not a curated record.